AUGGUGCCGCAGCGUGUCGUGCCGGCAGAGGUGGCACGGCAGGUGGCACAGCGAUGGCAGGGUCUCGUGCGGCUCCCUUCUGACGUGGUCGACUCCCUGACAGCCUACUUUGCUGAGAGCGGCCUGAACAAGCGCCAUGCCCGUGAGCGUGUGAUGGCCCUCUCGGAGGACCUGCGCCAGCUGUCGCGCUCGCAGGCACGCGGCGGCAUCCAGCCCUACCGCGCGCUGCCCGGCGGCGCGGAGGCCGCCGCGGCAGGGGCGGCAUCGCGGCAGCUUGCCGGCCCGCAAGCGUUGCAAGAGCCGGCCGAUGGCUGGGAGGCAGAGGAACAGACGCUGUUGCUGCCCGGCCCCGGGGUCGUCGCCAACGCGCCGGCGGCGGCGCCGGCGCCCGGGCCAUGGGGCGUUGGGGGUCCAUUGGCCAUGCGUACACGCAGCGGCCGGCUGUCGGCCAAGGGCAAGCACGCGCUGGAGGACAAGGCGGCGACGAUGGGCCUCCUGGCCCUGUCGCCAGAGGAGCUGCGCGCAUGGUUCGGCCUGCCGCCGCCCAUAGCCACCUCCGCAGAGGAGGAGGCCGCGCGAGCCGCGGCGCCGUCCUAUGGGCUGCCGCAGGCGCAGGCGUACGCGCUAGCACGCAUGGCGGCGUCCAACGCCGCGCUGAGGCAUAUCUUUGCUGAGCUGGCGGGCCGUCUGCCGGGCUUCAGGCCGCGCGCGAUGCUGGACUAUGGUGCCGGGCCCGGGACCGCCAUCUGGGCAGCGCAGGAGGGAGCAUGCUGA
Molecule: messenger RNA, 774 nt
Organism: Monoraphidium neglectum
Lineage: Eukaryota; Viridiplantae; Chlorophyta; Chlorophyceae; Sphaeropleales; Selenastraceae
Exons: 4
Coding region: 1-774 (257 amino acids)
Biological process (GO): translation
Cellular component (GO): mitochondrial small ribosomal subunit
Molecular function (GO): methyltransferase activity; structural constituent of ribosome
Source: RefSeq, a predicted model, not a curated record